AUGCUGUUUGAACAUUACAAUUCAGAGGGUGAUCAUAAUCAUUUGGCAAAUAAGGAAAACAUUGAAAAUUCUGAUUUUCCAACUUCUCACGUGAGUUGUCGAGAAUCUGACGAAGACGAAAUCCCCACCCUUUAUUGCACCAAUCAUGAAAGUAGUGCUGUCAUACAAAAUUUUUCUUAUACUAGACCAGAAGAAACCAAUCAGCCAGAAGCAGGAGAAACACAAAGCACAACUGAUCAACUUCAUUAUAUUUUAAACGAUGACCCAUCUAAGUCACAAAAAUCCUAUGAAAGCUUUGACUCCAAUUCUCCACCAAACUGCAGGUCUUUUGAACAUGAUAAUAAUUUUCAUAAUAAUGUUUCUGAACAAUGGCAUCCGACAAUUGAUAUACAAAAUGACAAAGCGUUAAGUCCAAGUCAAAAUAAUAUAUUUAAUCUAAACACGGGACGUAAUUGUUUGUUCAACAAAGAUUCUCCCCUAACUCUACCGAGGCCAGUUCAGACUUCCUCAUAUGGUUCUAUUGACCCCUAUCUGUUCAAUCACGAAAAUGAUCAAGCUUGUGGACGUAAAUCUUCGUAUUCAGAAUCUACGUUUCGACCUUGGCAACAUCCUGAAUCACAUCAAUUGAAUACUACGGCUGAUAAUCAAAGUGCCACACAUGACCAUGAGGAAGGAAUACAUUCGAUUUGUAGUAGUAUAAACGAUUGUAACGAUGAAAUUCAUGAACAAAGGUUUUCACCCUUAGGAAUAAAACAAACAUCGGAUCCUUACCCUUCUGUUCCUUCGUUUAUGGAACCUUCACGUCAUCAUUUUCAAUCUAUGAUGUGUUGUAACGAUCCUUGCUGCAAGGAUGCAUGCGAGUAUACAAAUUCAUCUUCUAUCGGAACCGAAGUCUUGCAGUUUUCUUGGAAUGUAGCAAACGAUCCUCAGCUUUCUAAUUCCCUUAUGCCAUUCCCAUCAUCCUCGGAUGAAAGCGCAACAGUUCCGGUUUAUCGGUGGAAUGGCCACAUUGCCAGUUCGUCCAAUCAUCCCUUGCAAUUACCAACGCCUUUGCAUCAAAUAUCCUCACAAAAUUUCUUUACUCAAACACAAUCUCAUAAGAGGACAGUACAAGAAGAAUUGUUUUCCGAUCUCUCGUUAAAUGAGCUUAACAAGCCAUAUGCUCUACCUACGAUCUCAAAUGUUCAACAACCAACUAGCUCACUUCGCAAACGUACUAAGGCUGUGUUAAACAAUCAGAUUCCAAAUAUUACUCCCAAUAACUCUCCAGUCAUGCUAUUGUCUUUGGAGUCUACAGUUGAAUAUGAACAAGAUACUUUCAAACAAUUUCAAGCCAAAUAUGAAACUUAUAAAUUUCAACCAAGAAUUGACUUGAAUGAUAUUGUCCCUGAGACACCUGAGCCACCUAUAGACCUUAAUGAUCCAAGACCUGAUGCACAACCACGCAGGCAAAAGUUGAAAUAUCCAGGUGAUAUGUACACACCACAAUGGGUAAGGUAUUCUGGUCAUUCAAAGGAAGGAUUUUGUGAUGAUUGUAAACCAGGAAAAUGGCUACAACUGAAAAACAGCGCAUAUUGGUAUCAUAAACAAUUUUUUCAUGGAAUUUCUUCCGUAUCCGGUAAAAUGUUUGUUCCACCUGUCGAAACGCGUAAAUUCGACUCUGGUGAUUGCACUGAAGGUUUGUGUCAUCAAUGUGGUCAGUGGGUUCCAAUUGCAACUAGCAAGAAAAAAAAUUCGAUGCUUUGGUUUCGCCAUGCACAUAAAUGUCAUGUUUAUGUCAAACCUAAAAGCUAUCCGCCUGGUGGUAAAAGACGAUAA
Messenger RNA from Cetraspora pellucida, 1818 nucleotides. NCBI's taxonomy places the organism in Eukaryota, Fungi, Glomeromycota, Glomeromycetes, Diversisporales, Gigasporaceae. The record is from the annotation of a GenBank genome assembly.